Molecule: messenger RNA, 870 nt
Organism: Ylistrum balloti
Lineage: Eukaryota; Metazoa; Mollusca; Bivalvia; Pectinida; Pectinidae
Product: TATA-binding protein-associated factor 2N-like
Exons: 5
Coding region: 1-870 (289 amino acids)
Source: RefSeq, a predicted model, not a curated record
AUGACUAUAGCUGUUUCCGACCAGUGGAAUAAAAUCAUAAAAAACAAAUUGUGGAGGGGAAGAGAGGAGGAAAAGGGGAGAAGAAGGAGGGGCGGGCAAGGAAGAGAUCGAGGGGAGCGGGGGAGAAGGAGGGGAGGAGAAGGAGGGAGCGGAGGAGAAGGAGGGGAGGAGAAGGGGGGGAGCGGAGGAGAAGGAGGGGAGGAGAAGGAGGGAAAGAGAGGAGGGGAGGAGAAGGAGGGAAAAGAGGAGGAGAGAGGAGGAGAUCGAGGGGGGCGGAAGAAGAGGGAGGGAGCGGAGGAGGAGGGAGGGAGCGGGGGAGAAGGAGGGGAGGAGAAGGAGGGGAAGAGAGGAGGGGAGGAGAAGGAGGGGAGCGGAGAAGAAGGAGGGGAGGAGAAGGAGGGAAAAGAGAAGGAGAGAGGAGGAGAUCGAGGGGGGCGGAGGAAGAGGGAGGGAGCGGAGGAGGAGGGAGGGAGCGGAGGAGAAGGAGGGGAGGAGAAGAAAGGGAAGAAAGAAAUAUGCCAGUUGUAUGAAGCAGAUCUUCUACAAGUUGAUUCUGCUGCAGAGGAGGCCGUCAUCGAAGGAAUCCUGAAGCGCCUUCACGGAAGCGUCGGAGAGGAAGUGUUCUGGACAGAUGGGGUCGACCUUCUGACAGAAGGAGAGUGGCGCUGGGCAGGAGAAAGGGGAGAGUCACAACUGAUCGAUGGUUACACAAACUGGGCUCCUGGACAACCGGACAACGCCGGCGGAGAGCACUGUUUGGAAAUACGAUACGAUUUUGGCUUUGACUGGAAUGAUCAUGGAUGCUCGGAAAAGAAAGAUUUCAUUUGCGAAGCUCCGUACGAAACAGGCGGGAUCUCUGUUAUUGGCUAA